Molecule: messenger RNA, 381 nt
Organism: Striga hermonthica
Lineage: Eukaryota; Viridiplantae; Streptophyta; Magnoliopsida; Lamiales; Orobanchaceae
Source: the annotation of a GenBank genome assembly
AUGAGCGUUGAAAUCGUUGACGGCCCGACCGUGGCGGCUUUCGUCGACGACGACUCGGGGGCGUUCGAGAAGUGGGCGGCGGAGAAGUUCCAGGCGCUGGACGCCGACGGCGACGGCGUCCUCUCACGCGCCGACCUCGAGAGGGGGACCCAGGCGGAGUUCGAGCUGCAGUCGAGGGACGAGAUCGCGGGGAUCUACGACGUGCUGUUCGCCGAGUUCGACGCGGAUCGGAGCGGGACGAUCGACCCGGCCGAGUUCCUAGCGCUGGCGAGGGAGGUCACUCUCGCCAAGGCGCGUGGGAUCGGGAACUCGCCCGUCUGCGUUAUUCUGCAGGAGGACAGCCUGCUCAUGAGGGCGGUGCAACGCGCGAGGAACCCCUGA